Linum tenue is the source of this 300-nucleotide messenger RNA. NCBI's taxonomy places the organism in Eukaryota, Viridiplantae, Streptophyta, Magnoliopsida, Malpighiales, Linaceae. The record is from the annotation of a GenBank genome assembly.
AUGGCGGGAAUCAUCCAGAAGAUCGGGGAGAAGCUCCACAUGGGCGGUGGAGCAGAACAGCACAAGGACACAAAAGACGAGAAGCAGCACUCCGGCGACGCCCACAAGCAGCAGGGCGAGCACAAGGAAGGCAUCAUCGACAAGAUCAAGGACAAGCUCCCCGGCGGCGGUGGCGACCACAAGGAAACCGCCGGCACCCACGACGGCGAGAAGAAGAAGAAGAAGAACAAGGACAAGAAGAAGGACAAGAAGGACCACGACGGCGGACACGACAGCAGCAGCAGCAGCGACAGCGACUGA